This is a messenger RNA of Asparagus officinalis (garden asparagus), 1438 nucleotides long. RefSeq names its product probable serine/threonine-protein kinase PBL21. The record is from RefSeq and is a predicted model, not a curated record. Gene Ontology annotation, molecular function: ATP binding; protein kinase activity. Gene Ontology annotation, biological process: protein phosphorylation. The transcript is spliced from 8 exons. Bases 1 to 1200 code for a protein of 399 amino acids. Lineage: Eukaryota; Viridiplantae; Streptophyta; Magnoliopsida; Asparagales; Asparagaceae.
AUGUCCAUAGAUGAUAACUUUUGCUCGUUUAGUGUAAGUUCUGCCUUUUCUAUGUCUGAUAAUUACUUCUCCUUUAGUUUACCAAGAGCAGUGCCUAAUGUUCAAAGAGCCGUGGCAUUGGUAGGGAUAGUCAUCAUCUUUGUAUACUACUGCUUGUUGCAUAAGAGAGGAUCUUCAGAAACCAAUUCAUCGGAUCCAUCUCUACAAGUGGGACGAAAUGUUGAACUAUCUUUGAGUGGAGGCGUCUCUUUUGGAUCUGAUAUCCAAGGAGCACGAUGCUUUGCCCUGGAGGAACUAAACCUGGCUACUAAAAAUUUUAGUGAGAUUAAUCUCAUUGGCUUUGGAACAUUUGGUGGAGUUUACAAGGGACUACUUCAGGAUGGGAUGAUAGUUGCUAUUAAGAGAAGGGUAGCUGCACCUAGUCGGGACUUUACUGAAGAGGUACGUUAUUUAUCAUCUAUCCGGCACCGAAACCUUGUGAGCCUCUUGGGCUAUUGCCAAGAAGAAAAUCUGCAGAUGCUUAUCUAUGACUACAUACCAAAUGGCACUGUUUCAACUCAUUUAUAUGGUACAGGCCCAGCGUCGAGUGAAAGAUUUGAAUUCAAGCACAGGCUUUCGAUAGCCCAUGGAGCAGCUAAAGGUUUGGGUCACCUGCAUUCUCUGAAUCCCCCUUUGAUACACAGGAACUUUAAAACAGUAAAUUGUCAUGUAGAUGAGGAUUUCAUACCAAAAGUUGGAGAUGCUGGUCUUAGAAGCUUGCUUGCCAGAAUAGAUGGUUCCGCUUCAUCUUCCCGCAUUUUGACAGAUGACAUUUUCGUUGAUCCUCAGGUGAAAGAGUCCGGAAGAUUUUCUGUGAAAAGUGAUGUAUAUAGUUUUGGAGUGUUUCUUCUGGAGUUAGUAAGUGGACGGGAAGCAAAGUCUGAUCCAAGCAUCAUUGAAUGGGCACAAAACUAUCGAGAGUCUAGCAAAAUCUCUACAGUCGUCGAUCAUAAGAUGGGCAGCAGUUUCACCUCCGAAGGCAUGAAGGAGUUCCUACGAUUGAUCUCCUGGUGUCUGCACCCAUCUGGUGAGCGGCGACCACCAAUGAACUAUGUGGGGUUGGAGCUUGAACGGAUUCAUGACAAAGAAAUGAGCUUGACAACAAUCAUGGGAGAAGGCACAACCACUGUGACUCUUGGAAGCCAGCUAUUUACAUCAUAACGGAGAUCAUGACAGUUCUACCUCAACUGUGAGUAGUUUCUUUGAGCAUGGUUUUCGACCUGUAAAUGAAAUGUCAGCUGCAUGAUAAUUGUAUAAAAAUAACAGCUGCCCCCAUUAAUUUUAUUGUUUCCUUUCAGCCAUAAAUGUAUUUCUGUCCAUCCUGUACAAAAUAAGUUUUGUUUGCUAUAUCAUAUAAAUUAUCGAGUUUUGGUGGUUUUUGAGGUGUUUUUUAAUUGAA